Acanthocheilonema viteae is the source of this 438-nucleotide messenger RNA. Lineage: Eukaryota; Metazoa; Nematoda; Chromadorea; Rhabditida; Onchocercidae. The record is from the annotation of a GenBank genome assembly.
AUGUUCCGUUUAUUAGUGCUAUUAACUGCUGGUUUUUCUAUCGUAUUCUGUGCGGUUGGUGGUCUCAUAGGACGAAUGCAAAGUACGAGAGCAAGCGGUACAUUAAUGUGUAAUGGACGACCUGCUUCAGGGGUACUCAUCAAAUUAUAUGAUGAUGAUAGAGGAUUUGAUACGGAUGAUUUCAUGGGUGAGACAAAAACUGAUUCGAGAGGAAAUUUCGAUAUUUCCGGCCAUCUUCGUGAAAUGUCACGAAUUGAUCCAAAAAUUAACAUUUAUCAUGAUUGCAACGAUGAAUUUAAGCCAUGCCAGAGAAAAGUCAGCAUUACGAUACCAGAUACAUACAUCACAGCAGGAAAAACACCGCGCAAAUCAUAUAAUGCAGGCACACUUGAACUAGCUGGUAAAUUCCCCGGAGAAACUCGCGAUUGUAUACAUUAG